Molecule: messenger RNA, 6277 nt
Organism: Diospyros lotus (date-plum)
Lineage: Eukaryota; Viridiplantae; Streptophyta; Magnoliopsida; Ericales; Ebenaceae
Exons: 7
Coding region: 5038-5940 (300 amino acids)
Molecular function (GO): protein binding
Source: RefSeq, a predicted model, not a curated record
AAAUGAUUUUAAAAUUUUAGCUUUUAAUCUGGAUGCAUCUAGUUAUAAAGGUGUAACUUAAGUGAUGUUUGUUGUUAUAUAUUUCUCAUAUUAACAUAGGAAUUGUUCAGAAUUGCCUAAAUAGUUUACCAUUUUUAAUCAAUGUGAAUAGAAGAGCUUCUACAACUUCAAGCAUCUGUUUUUUAUGUCCAAUAUUUUACUGUGUUUUCUUCUUAAACCUUCUCAAUAGUGUUGAAUGGAGUUUAUUCAGUAGUUAUUUGUGAACCCAUAUUUGACAGAGUGUACUGGUCCAGCAUGCCCUUGCUCUCAUUCAUAAACAACAAAUAUCAAGCCUUUAUUCCUCUGUCUGGUUGGCUACAUGAAUUCUAAAUUCUAAUUCAUGUCCCCUUGCCCUCAUUUAUGUGUAUAUGAAUAAAAAAUACUUUUCUUUUUUCUUUCUUGGACAAUAACUUUUUUGGAAUUUUCAGUUCUGGUGUCGAACAGAGCCUUCUAUUCUUUUUCUGUAUUUGAUUUUGGAGCUGGUUACAUGCAUAAUAUUGGGUUUGUGAAUAUAUUAUUAACACAGUUGGAUACUUUAUUAUUUUAGUGCGUUGUCUAUUCUUUCAUUGAAGCUCUACAAAUUGUGUCUUAUGUUAAACCAUAGAGUACCUAUUUGUAGUAGUGAGGUGUUGGUCCCCAAUCAAUAAUGCUUGUAACAAAUCCCUGUUCUGGCCUGCAAGCUGGUGGACUACUGUUAAUUGAAUUGCCAUAGUUAUGGUUAAUCUUUUCAUAACACAGGUAAUUCUUUGCAGGCUAGCAUAGAUAUAAUCUUAAUGUUGGGCUUUUGCCAGCAUUGUUUUAUUGCUUCCUUGGUGAGAUUGAUCUGAAGGAAGGGUUUCACCUGAAAUAUUAUGGAUGCCAAUAAAAAGAGGAGAAGAAAACAGUGUUAGCAAUAGCCCUUCUAUUUUAUACAUUGUCUGGUAUUAGAAUCAAAGCCUUUACUUUUCCAAAAUUCUCUCUUUUUGCCCGGUUCAAGUAGCAUUGAGCCGGGUCUUGUAUUUACUGAAUGCUUUUUGUGCAGAUUAUUUACACUUGCCAAGCAUCCAUUUAAUAAAAUUACAAGAUCUAUGUGCGAAUUGGUAUCGAACAGCUGAAUAUUUUUAUACCAAGUUAUGGAUGAUGAAGCAUUGUGGUGAGGAUAUAACUUGGUUUGUUAAGGUUGCAUUUGUUACUGACAUAGCUGUACCUUCCGGUGCUUUGAUAAAUUUUCUUUUAGUAUGGAAUGACCACAAUACAUUUUUGCUAAUAUGUAACUGUAUACAAUCAGACUCACUUAUGUUAGCAAUAGGUAUUAGCUAUAUUGCAUUUUCCUUUUUGUUUGUUAAUUUCAAGGAUAUAUUCUUCUAGCACAGUUUCACACUUAUGCACCUAACAUAGAAGGUGAUGAAAGCGCCUCAUUUUUCAUUGUACUGUUAUAGGUUUGUAAGUGGGCCUUUAGUGUGAUCUUUAUCAUAUCUAUCCAAUACUAGGGAUAAUCUUGAACUACAUGCCACUAAACAGUAGCCAAGUCACAACAAUAGCUUCCCCAAUCAAUCCAUCCAUUUUCCUCCUGGCUUGCUGUUGCAAGGAGUGGAUCUGGUACUGAAAAAUAUUUUCCCCUUUAAGGGAGGCAAAUUUACAAAGAGACAUUUGGUGCACUGUGAAUGGAUUGUUCUAGUUGGAUUUCCAUAGUGUUCAGUGGCGGAGUUAAGACCUUGGGUCAGAGGGGGCAUUACUUAAUUGCCCCCCAUCUUUUUUAUUCCAGGGGCAAGUGUUAGAGAACAUAAUAAUUUAUAUGCAUAAUAUCAAAGGGCCAAAGGGAAAUUUUAGAAGAGAGAGGGGGGGGGGGAGAAUUGGACACCCUCAAUUGUACGUAGUUCCACCCCUCAUAGUGUUGGGGGAUAACAUAAUCUGCAUGAAACUUGGUUGUGUCCGUUCACUGAGGUGUACCAGAUGCUUGAAGUUCAUGCAUUACAUGGUUAGUUAUCUUUCAUAUAUUUAGGGUGCCAGACAGUGAGACAGCCAAGAAACAUGGUUUUGCCAAGAGAUUUUACCUCUUGGUCAUCAUUACAAUCUUCUGUAUUCUUCAGCAUAACUAUGCUUUUAUCAUGAAAAUUGCUAAGAUCCUAUAACAUUUAUAACUAUAUUGUAAUAUGAAAAGAAUUGACAAUUGUUAGAAUUUUAUUAGAACAUCUUCUGGAUCUAAAAUAUUCUAGGUAUAGAUUUGCGGGUGAUAGUUUUUCCUGUAGGUACUAGCAAAUUCAACAUCAGUGGAGAAAUGUUAUCCCCAAAAACGCAUUUGUGGGACAGUUGAAACUUCUCCAAACUUUCUGGAAAAACAUCUUGGAUACAUGCAGGAUAUGUUAAUCAAACAAGAAACCUGUCUGAAAGGAAAUUUAUAAUAUAAAACUUUCAGAAGUUAUUUGGAAACUUGGUUUACUAACGUUUAUGUUAUUGUAAUUAUUAUCAUAUAUUAAAAUAUUAUUGUAAAUCUUAUUAAGAUCCUUUAUAGUUUCAGCUUUAAUAAGACAGAAGUUUUUGUAUAAGAUUCCUUUUUUUUUUUUUUUGGUACAAAUCUUAAUUGUUUUCUUGUUUUCCCUAUGUCUUUUGGAGGAUGUGCUCACUGCUUCCGUUUCCUGUAUCAACUCUUGUUUCUGUUGGUAUCUAUGGCUUUCCCUUGCUUUUCUCACAUGCCCCGUUGAUUAUUUUAGCUAUAAAAAUGAGACCUGAAGUUCAUUAUGGAAGUAGAAAAAUUGUAGUUGCUUGAAGGUGUAAAAUAAUUAGGAUCGGUCAUUGUAGGCGUUCUCAGUUUUGCUUCCAUGCCCUUACUGCUUUGUUAUGAAUUAUGAUCAGCUGCCUUUGAUAUAUUCAUCUUCUUUUUGGGCAUGUUUUAUAAUAUUAGUAUCUGUUUCUGACGUUCUUGCUUUUGCUUGAACAUCCUUCCUCACGGAUCUUUUUGGUUAAUCAAUUAGUUUUUGUUCUUGUUCUCUGUUGUCUUCUUACUCUUGGUAAUAUAUAACUGCUGUUUUGUUUGUGCUCUAGGAGCUUUUAAAUAUGUUCUUAUUCUUGAUUGUUCAAUUUGAUUUUUAACAUUAUCCCUGUGGCACGCGGGACUGCUAUCUCAUCUUUAUUUCAGCUUUAGAGCAGGGUGGCAAUUAAAUCUGAGCGGCUGGCGCGAUAAGGAUUGCUUAUUCAUAUGUGAAGCACAUCAACUUUGAUCUUCCGCAUUAUUCUUCUAUGAACUGUUUUGAUGUGGCAUCUGAAUUCCAUAUGGGAGCUAACAUUCAACCCCAAAAGUGGGAUUUGUGAGUUUUUGUAACAUGGCAUCUUUCCUGUUAACUUGUUUGAUCCUGUUUUCCCUGAGGUUAUGUUAUGCUUGCCUUUCUUAAUGUGGAGUCUAAAUGGUUACUUCUAGUUUUUCUCUGCUCUCCCCUUCUUUGGUUCAUAAUUUGCUUCUUGGGUUAGGAGCAGAAAAGUUCCUUCUCUUCCUCUGUUGUCAGUCUGUCUGUUAUCUUUUGUUUUUCUAGCUAGCAAAUUUUAGAAAAGAAAAGUUAUAAGUUUGCCGAGGCAUUUUUUGAUAUUUUUCCAGCAAUUUUGUAUUAGAUAUCUCUUUUUCAGUGCUUAAAAGUUCUGUUAAAUACAUACCGUUGAUGAUUUUUUAGGAUUAAUUCUUCUGCUGAAAGCGCCAUAUUUACGUUUCAUCACAUUAACUGCUGCAACCACAGGUUAUACAUGUAGAUUAAUAAAAAGAAGAGUAAAUUGCAAAGAACACCCCUGAGGUUUGGCAAAAUUGCAAAAAAGCUCAAGUUGAGAAAUAGCAAUAAGCACCCCUACUGUUAAAUAAAGGGAUAAAAGGACCGAUUUACCCUUCAUUCUCUCUCCUCUCUCCUCUCAUAUUGAAAAUAAAAAAAUACCUCAUGCCGAUCGACACCGGUCAAUAACCUAGUAGAUUCUAUGCUGGUAUUGGCGUAGAACCCAUCUGGGUUUGAGAAUUAAUUUUUUAGGAUUAGUCCUUCUCCUGAAAGCACUAUAUUUACUUGUAGAUACAUAAAAAGGUUAUACAUGUAGAUACAUAAAAAGGAAUGUGCUUUUAUUUUUUGAACGUCAAGGUUGUUUAAGCUUGUAAAUUUUUUGCUAUUGAAAUCAUUCAGUUUUCUUUGUCGGCCCUAUUUUCAAGGUAUCAUUAACAUGGUUUUUGAAUCAUUGCCUUGAACAGCACUAGUUUUCAUUCUUUUUUGUGUUCAUCAAUUAUGGCAAGGAAAUUUUGGUAGCAAUGUAAUGUGGUCAAGACUUCACAAAUAUGCCAAACUAACAACAAAAAUACCCGUCAUUAUUGAUGUGCCAUUCCAUAUAUAUAUUUUUAAGUUGAUAGAUGGAUUGGUUGGAGUAUCUGAAUCAGUAACUUGUCAAAUGGCUUCUUAGCUCUGGGUCUGAUUAGUGAAUAGGAAUAUAUCAGUGAUUUUUUUUUGGGUGAUUAUUUCUUUGGAGCAUGAGAAGCUGGUAUUCUGUCAUGGAACUCUGCUGUGGGUACUCAUUACUUCCUUGGUUAGGAGCCAAGGAUAAUGGGCGGCAUUAUAAUUCUUCCCUAUGAUCUUCUCUCUUUUUGCCUAGUUGCCUAUUUAUUUUAUUUUUGGGGUGGAGAGGGUACAGAGGAGGUUGUGUGUACAAAAUUCACAUUUAGAAGCAAACUUACAGUGAAAUUGUAGGUUUUCAUGGUCAGACCUAGUUUUGGUAAGCAAUGUUUUAGAAAAUUACAUUAAUGUUCCAUAUGCCUGUUGCCUCAAGAUCAGGGCGAGUUUGACAAGCAAUUGAUUCAUUACCCUAGUUUUUUUUUUCUCUCCUUUUUGUGUAGUUGAUUGAUUACUUCUUGCUCAGUUUUUGUGCUGAAAGAUGACUGUUUUGUGGCUUGUGAUUUGGUGGUCAGGAGUACUAGAAAACUAAUGCGCCCAUCGAACUGGUUUUUUAUUUUGACAGCUGAGGAAUCUCCUAUGGGCAACCUCUAAACAUGAUGUGUACCUUAUGCAAAAUUACUCACUAAUGCACUGGUCCUCACUUUUAAGGAGGGGCAAAGAAGUGCUAAACGUCGCAAAAUCUAUUGUACCCACUGUAAAAUACCAUCCUGGUUCCUUGGCUCAGACACUCUGUAGGGUCCAAAUAAGCACCAUGGCUGUUAAAAAUAAUCUUCUGGUGGCUGGUGGUUUUCAGGGAGAACUUAUCUGCAAGUAUUUAAAUCGUCCUGGGGUUGCCUUCAGCACUAAAAUAACAGCAGAUGACAAUGCUAUAACCAAUGCGGUGGACAUAUGCCACAGCCCCAAUGGUUCUAUGAGGGUAAUGACCGCAAACAAUGACGCUCAGGUCAGGGUUUUUGAUGCCGACAAUUUUUCAUGUCUCAGCUGUUUCUGCUUCCCUUGGUCUGUAAAUAACACUUCAGCCAGUCCCGAUGGUAAAUUACUGGCUGUCCUUGGCGAUAGUUCUGACUGCCUGAUUGCGGACUCCCAGUCUGGGAAGGUGGUUGGGAGCCUCAACGGGCACUUGGAUUACUCGUUUUCUUCAGCUUGGCACCCGGAUGGCAGAAUUUUGGCGACGGGGAACCAGGACACUACUUGCAGGUUGUGGGAUAUCAGAAACCUGUCCAAAUCCAUGUCUGUACUGAAGGGAAGGAUGGGUGCAAUCCGAGCCAUUCGGUUCACAUCGGACGGCCGGUUUAUGGCCAUGGCUGAGCCAGCUGACUUCGUUCAUAUUUUUGAGACCCAAGGUGACUAUGGCAAGGCACAGGAGAUAGAUCUGUUCGGAGAAAUCGCUGGAAUUUCGUUCAGCCCCGAUACGGAAGCGCUUUUUGUUGGGGUUGCAGAUCGGACUUACGGCAGCUUGUUAGAGUUCAACAGAAGGCGAUAUAACCAUUACCUGGACUCCACAUUUUAGUUGAAGGCGGAGGCCGCAGCAAGCUUUAUGUAGGCGAUCAAAUGGCGGUGCGGCGGGCCUAUCGGCAGCCAUGGAUGGCCGGACUUUACUGGGUGGUGGUUGUAAGUAAUUGGAAUGUAGAAUACAUAAUUUUCAUCCUCUUUUAGCAGUCAGGCGCAGAAGGCCUUGCCACAGUUCGGUUUAAGACCUGUUUAUGGUCGUAGGAAAUUUGUUCCUUUCCCAGGGAAUGUGAAAGGGCAAUCAGGAAAAAUAGUUUUGCUUUAUGUGGACGCGUGGCGGUGCUUUUUUUUUUAUUGUGUGUCUAUUUGAUAAAAAUAUACAAAGAUUGAGCGUGCAA